CUUGUCGACUGUCAUCAUGAGUCAGGUUGUUCAGCGCUGUGGUCUUGUCUCAAACAGCCUCUGCAAAGCCUCUUUUGAUCCUACAUGUUGAAGUCAGUAAUGAGGACGUGGGUUUUAUUCUCAGUGCGGCACCUCUUUUGAAUCCGGCAUGUGCCAGUUUGUCAGUGUUACUCAACAGUGUUUGUCUCCCCACACAGUGAAGUGGACUCUCAACCGUUAACUGUUUGAAUUCAGACUAUCCAUUUAAAGGCUAACAUUAUUUUAUUGCUUAUUUUAAUUUUGCUUAAAAUGCUACCUAUCUUAAGAAGAGCAUGACUCAUAGUUAUGGCACUAUACUGAAGAACUAAGGUUACAUGUAGUCUAGAAUUAAUUCUCAAUUCAUUAGCUGAGUCAUUGUACAUUCAUUAAAGCAAUUUCUCUUGUAGUAAAGCAAAAGGGUUCUGUAACCACCCCACUUUAAGAAAAGUCCUCCAAACUGAUUCAAACAGAACGUUCACAGCAGAUAUGAAAUGUUGGAAGUUUCUUCUAUUUUGUUUUUGUUUAAUAUUCAAGAAUUUAAGUUACAACCAGUUUUAGCAAAUGUGUUUUUGUUAUAAAUUCUAACCCCGAGGAUUGUUUUGAUAGAUUACACUGCAUGAGUUCAAACCAAAUAGUGUUGUGCUAGUAGUGUUUGACACAUCUCAAUGGCAGCGAUGUCAGGUUGAUCGAUGUGAUUGAUUUUAAAUUUGAUAUCUGGUGGCAGACGUUCCUUCAGUGUACCUUUCAUUACAUCUGCACUCGCUCCCCCCCCAGCCCCUAAAGUGGAGCGUCUGGAUGACAACUCCUGCGAAGUCACAUGGGAGGCCCUGCUGCCCAUGAAGGGGGACCCGAUCAUCUACACCUUGCAGUGCAUGAUGGGAAACUCUGAGUUUAAACAGGCGUACAAAGGCUCUGCCACAUCCUUCCAUGUUCAGAACCUCCAGCCCAACAGCGACUACCGUUUCCGUGUGUGCGCUAUCAGGCAGUGCCAGGACGCCCCUGAGCUGAGCGGCCCCUACAGCACCACAGUGACCCUCUCCCCCCAGCGGAACGACAUGGCGGUGGGCGGCGGUGCGACUGGCUCGGGAUCCAGGGCCGGCACAGAGUCCAACCGAGCCAGACGAAGCCUGACGGACGAGCAGUGCGCGUUCCUCCUCCUCAUGGUUUUCGCCGUCAUUGCCAUUCUCAUUGCUUUUGUCAUCCAGUACUUUGUUAUUAAAUGAGCAGUUUGCGCACCCAGUUGCAGGGUUAUAGCUUUAUUCUUUCCCCCUUUCUCUGUUGUUUUGUAUUCUUUGUUUUGUACUUACUGUUUUCUGUUGUCAACAGAGUAAUCCCGUUACGAGCAGGAAGGAAGGCUUUUGAGUGAGAGCUGAAUAGCAGUUAAAAUGAAGGAUGUAACACCUUAUUCAGCACGUGUUAUACCUUCCUGACUAUCCUGCCUUUGUCACCCUGUGGUAUCUGUUGUUCAGUUCAGAAUUCUGUUCCUUCAUGAUCAGCUUCCUGCGCAAAAGAAACUCAGAAUGAGCAGGGAUAUGGUUUAUUUUGGGGAGAGGGUCGGGAGGGAAGGGGCGCUUCGACUCAUGUUCUUGUUGACUAAAUAUAUAUAUAUAUAUAUAUUUAUAUAUGUGUGUAUAUAUAUAUAUAUAUAUAUAUGUGUGUGUGUGUAUAGAAAUAGUCAUUAUUUAUAUUUCCAUUAAUGUGUCCAGUAUGAAACUGUUUUUGAUAGAUGUGUUCCAAAAAUAGUAUGUAGGUGUGUCAUUAGCCUAUGUGCUAUUUGAUCCUGGGACCUGGUGGGCCAGUGUUUGCACAGUGGGGUGUGUGUGUCCAGAUGUGUAUACUGUACGUAGUUAGUGCCACAGAGGUACACGGCUGGGAGGGCUUCAGGGCCAGAUGAAGGGACUUAACCCCCUGCUGGAGUUUAAGGGGUCUAGUGAGAGAAGAAACAGAAAUGAAAAUCUUGUUCACAAUAUAGAACGUUCAUUUAGCACUUUCCAAUCUUUUUGAUGUUCAGAAUGUUUAAGGAUGCAAAAAUGACUGGAGAAAUGUUAGUAUAUUUUUGUACAGUAAAGACACAAGGACCUGUAAGUUUGAGGGAAAAAAAAUGCUCAGUAUGAUUAGAAAACAAACAAAAACCAAACUAACAGUGAAUUCUAAUUAUUUUUACUAUCAUAUAGUUAUACUGCUGCUUUACUCCGAAAUAUUGUUGUUCAGCACAAAAAAUGUAUGCUUACUUGUAUGUUUUGUUUUAUUUUGUUUUUUGUUUUUCCCCAGUAAUUGAUUUUGCACCUUAGUGAAAGGAAACCUUGACUGACUGCGUCUUGGUCUUGUGAUGCAUUUUAUAGAACACACUUUGAGAUUGUGCAAGCCCUACUUGUGUUUUGGGUGUUUUAAAAGUUGUAGUACCACAUAAUGUGUCACUGAAACAGCUGAUCUAUCUCAGCAAGAAAAAAACGGAGGAAAAAAAAGUAUGUACCAGUUGUUUCAGAGGCCUUAAUUGGAGAGGAAAAAAAUCUCGGGAGAAUUUUCUUAAUUUCUCUUAAGUUUCUAUGUUUUUCUUUUAGUGUUAGAAAACACUAAAAUGUGUUUUAUUUACUUUUAUUUUUGCAACAUUUAUUUGAUGUUAGUAAACCUACGUAAUCAGGAGAGAAAUGGAAAGUAGUUCUAUGUAUUACUUAUGAUUUCUUUUGAUUUCUUUUGUCAAGUCAAACAUGUGUGAAGUAUAUUUUUUUAUAAUAUUGAAGUAAUAUAAGUUAAUACUCUCCAGAGAAAAUAAUAAAUCCUGAGUACUCAUGAAUCAUGGAACGCAAAUGGCAGAUACAAAAAUGUGUUAUAUCAUGUACUUCCUGUGAAUCUAAAUUUGCCUUUUCUCUGUGUGUUAAGUAUUUGUAACAGAUUGCCAGUGCUGAGUUUUCAGUUGUAAUCUGGCUGUAGGGUCUAGUGUUGUUUGGUUUUGGGCAGAUAAUUGCUGUUGCAACCAUAAAAAUGAAAUACAGGUACCUUGCAAAACGUCUUGGAUAAUUACAUGAUUUGGUCUUUCAGACAUUCUGCAAAUGUCUUCUCUUUGUCAUUUAAAGAAUUCAAAUUCCUAUUUUUGAUAGCGAUUGCAACGUGUGCCAUUUUAACACCUCUUCACCCAGGGCUUACUACCUUUGGUUGGAGAGAUUAACAAAAUGCUACAAAAAUGAGUAAAAUAUGCACAAAAAUAGAGACCAUUUUUAUGUAAUUUUAAUGUUUGCAGUUACCUCAUACACCGUACAUUCCAAAAUGAAAAUUUGUUAUACUAUACAUACUACCAGACAUAUCACUUUAAAAUGUUCGUUAUGGGAAAAAUGUAUAAUCAUAGAUAUGUAUCAAAAGUGUAUCUGUAUAGCCAUGAUAUCUACAAAGGAUCCAUGCACAAUAAAAGAUUUAUAAUUCUUAAUCAUG
Molecule: messenger RNA, 3444 nt
Organism: Morone saxatilis (striped sea-bass)
Lineage: Eukaryota; Metazoa; Chordata; Actinopteri; Moronidae
Product: fibronectin type-III domain-containing protein 3A-like
Exons: 2
Coding region: 855-1241 (128 amino acids)
Molecular function (GO): protein binding
Source: RefSeq, a predicted model, not a curated record